Messenger RNA from Catharus ustulatus (Swainson's thrush), 3586 nucleotides. RefSeq names its product integrin alpha-X-like. The record is from RefSeq and is a predicted model, not a curated record. Gene Ontology annotation, molecular function: integrin binding. The transcript is spliced from 30 exons. The coding region runs from base 26 to 3562 and encodes 1178 amino acids. Gene Ontology annotation, biological process: cell-cell adhesion; cell adhesion mediated by integrin; cell-matrix adhesion. Gene Ontology annotation, cellular component: integrin complex; external side of plasma membrane. NCBI's taxonomy places the organism in Eukaryota, Metazoa, Chordata, Aves, Passeriformes, Turdidae.
UUUUGGGGCCCCCGGAGGAGCCGCGAUGGAGCCCCGGGAGCUGCUGGUGCUGCUGGGGACAGCCCUGCUGUGCCGUGCCCUGGAUCUCGAGUCCCCGCUCGUUUUCCGCGGCGACGCCGACGCCGAGUUCGGGGCCAGCGUGGCGCAGUUCGGGAGCGGCGCGGACGGCUGGGUCCUGGUCGGGGCGCCCCUGGCGCGCGGCCCCGGCGCCAACGACUCCGGCUCCGUGUUCCGCUGCGGGCUCCGGUCCGGGGAAUGUGAGCAGCUGCAGGUCAGAGGCCCCUCCGGAGCCGUCAAUUCCUCGCUGGGCUUGGCGAUGGCGGCCGGGGACGACUCGGUGCUGGUGUGCGGCCCCACCUGUCCCCGGGUGUGCGGGGCCAACGUCCACCUGAGCGGCUUCUGCGUCCGGCUGGACACGGCGCUGCGGCCACAGGGCAGCCUGCCCGAGAAACUGCCCGAGUGCCCGCCGCUGUCGAUGGACAUCGCGCUCCUGGUGGACGGCUCCGGCAGCAUCGUCCCCCGCGAUUUCCAGACCAUGCUGCGGUUCCUGGCCGAGGUCAUGCGGCGAUUCCGGGGCUCGGACGCGCAGUUCUCCCUUGUCCAGUACUCCUACGCCUUCCGUGUCCACUUCUCCUUCCGGGAUUUCCGGCGCUCCCGGGACCCCGUCCGGCUCCUGGCCGGAGUGCGGCAGCUGACCGGCACCACGCGCACGGCCUCGGCCAUCAAGUUCGUGCUGGAGAACAUGUUCGUGUCCAGCGCGGGGGCGCGGCCGGACGCCCGGCGGAUCCUGGUCGUGGUGACCGACGGCGAGAAGACGGACGACAGGCUGGAGUACUCGGACGUGAUCCCCGCGGCCGAGCGCAUGGCGGUCACUCGCUACGCCAUCGGGGUGGGGCAGGCGUUCAGCUCGCCGUGGGCGCAGCAGGAGCUGGACGCCAUCGCCUCGGCCCCGCCAGGUGAGCACGUGUUCCGCGUCGACAACUUCGACGCCCUGGCCAGGAUCCACACCCAGCUCCAGGAGAAGAUCUUCGCCAUCGAGGGUACGCACUCCGCCCACAGCAGCUCCUUCCAGCUGGAGAUGGCUCAGGAGGGGUUCAGCGCCGCCCUGACCCCGGCCGGGCCGGUGCUGGGCGCGGUCGGAGCCUUCGAUUGGUCGGGGGGGGCGUUCGUCUACGGCGGGGGAGGGGCGGCCACCUUCGUCAACGGGACUCACCUGGGCACACCUGGAGCUCACCUGGGCGACGGCGAGGACGCGAGGGACGCUUACCUGGGUUACUCGGCCGCGGUCGUGCCCCUGGGCCGCACCUGGGGGCUGGCUCUGGGCGCGCCCAGGUACGCUCACCUGGGCAGGGUCCUGGUGCUGCAGCCCGGGAGCACCUGGACGGUUCGGGCGGCGGCCAACGGCACUCAGGUGGGCUCCUACUUCGGGGCGUCGCUGCUGGCGCUGCAGCCCUGCCCAGGUGAGCCCCGCCCAGGUGAGCCCCGCCCAGGUGAGGCCCUGAAGCUCCUGGUGGGGGCGCCCCUGUUCUACGGGGGGGGCAGCGGCGGCCGCGUGCACCUGUGCGAGCUGCAGGGACAGAGCGCUCACCUGAGCUGUGCCCUGUCCCUGCGGGGCUCACCUGGGCAGCCCCUGGGCCGCUUCGGGGCCAGCCUGGCUCACCUGGGCGACCUGGACGGGGACAGGUGCGCCGAGGUGGCCGUGGGGGCGCCGCUGGAGGACGACGGGCGCGGCGCCGUUUACCUGUUCAGGGGCGCACCUGGCGGGCUCAGAGCCGAGGGAGUGCAGCGCAUCCCCGGCUCCGCCUUCCCGUCCCAGCCGCGAUUUUUCGGCCGCUCCCUGAGCGGGGGCCGCGACCUGAGCGGGGAUCACCUGCCCGACCUGGCCGUGGGCGCGCGGGGACAGGUGCUGCUGCUCAGGUCGCCCCCGCUGCUCCAGGUGCGCCUCCAGGUGUCCUUCGAGCCCCAGGUGAUCCCGGCGGCCGCGGUCGAGUGUCCCGAGGGGGAGGAGCUGCGGGCGCACCUGGCCACGGCAAAAAUCUGCUUCCAGGGGAAGAAAAUAACUCAGGAUAAUUAUGGUCCAGCCGUGUCUCUGUCCCUGUGGUUCCUGGCCGAGCUGGACCCCGGCCGCGCCCACGGCCGCGCCGAUUUUGGGGAGAAUUCGGCCCAAAACGGGAGCGUCCGGGUGGGGGAGGGGCGGCAGUGCCGGAGCCUGGAGAUCCGAGCCAAGGGGUGUCCCCGGGACACGCUGACCCCGCUGACCCUGAGAGUGACCCUGGGGGGGAGGGGCGACCCCCUGCCGGGGGGGGGAGGGCUCCGGACACGGCUGGGACCCGGCUCGGACACCGCGGUGACGUCACUGCUGCCGUUCGAGCACGACUGCGGCGCCGACAACGCCUGCGAGGACGAGCUGGGGCUGCGGCUCAGCACCGCGGGGGUGCUGGUGGUGGGCGAGGGCGACGCGCUGGAGCUGACGCUGACCCUGAGCAACAGCGGCGAGAGCUCCUUCGGCCCGGGGGUGCUGCUGGAGCACCCGGGGGCGCUGAGCUUCCGCAAGGUCCAGGUGCUCCAGGACUCUCGCCGUUCCGGGUCCCUGCUCUGUCACUCGGAGCCGCCCGAGGGGCGGGGCCGGCGCUCGCUGUGCCAGGUGCAGCCACCGGUGCUGCGCAGGGGGGGACAGGUGACAUUCAAGCUCACCCUGGACGUGCCCCCGGACGCCGAGCUCGGGGACAUCCUGGAGGUGACGGCCAACGCCACCAGUGAAAAUGGCGGCUCAGGUGGGCGGAGCCAGAGCGCGACGAUCCCGGUCAGGUACCAGGUGCUGCUGGUGCUCGCCAGCGCCGCCGACUCCACGCGUUACCUGAACGUCUCCAUGGGCGGCGCCGCCCCCGCCCCCACCCCCGUCAGCCACCACUACCAGGUGAAGGUCCUGGGCCAGCGCGGCCUCCCGGCCAACGUCACCUUCCUGGUCCCCUCCCGCCUGGGCCAGGAGCAGCUCUGGGAGCACCUGGAGGUCACACCUGAGCAGGUGACGGUCACACCUGGGCAGGAGCAGCCGCGGUGCCAGGAGGGACCCGAACACCCAGGCCACGCCCAGGACACACCUGGAGCACACCUGGGCCAGGCCCAGGACAGCCCCGCACACCUGGUGUGUCCCGGCCUCACCUGCCGCGAGUUCCGCUGCUCCGUGCCUCACCUGAGCCCCCCCCGCACCUGGGACUUCCGCGUGGGCGGGACACUGCGGCUGGGAUGGGUCGGACAGCUGCAGCAGCCCAAGCUCCACCUGUUCACCUCAGCCCAGGUGAGCUUCGACCAGCGGCGCUACAAGAACACCUGGGGGAGCAACGAGCUGCAGGUGCAGACGGAGCUGGAGCAGGUGCUGACCCCCAACCCCCUCCCCCUGAUUUUGGGGGCGUCCCUGGGGGGGCUCCUCCUGCUGGGGCUGGUGGCGCUGGGGCUCUACAAGGUCGGGUUUUUCCGCCGCCGGUACCAGGAGAUGCUCGAGGGCUCCGAGACCCCCGGGGACGCCCCCGGGGAGCCCCAGGAACCCCCAAAAUCUGAAUAAAAACCCCAAAAUUUGAAUAGAAAA